Messenger RNA from Ziziphus jujuba (common jujube), 721 nucleotides. RefSeq names its product receptor-like protein 35. Gene Ontology annotation, cellular component: plasma membrane. Gene Ontology annotation, biological process: hormone-mediated signaling pathway. Gene Ontology annotation, molecular function: protein binding. The record is from RefSeq and is a predicted model, not a curated record. NCBI's taxonomy places the organism in Eukaryota, Viridiplantae, Streptophyta, Magnoliopsida, Rosales, Rhamnaceae. The transcript is spliced from 2 exons. The coding region runs from base 1 to 720 and encodes 239 amino acids.
AUGGCAUCCUUCAAUUCCAUUUUCAGUGUUGUAGUAGCCUUGUUGGCUACCACUUUCUUCUGCAGCUAUUCGGCUAACUCCAAUGUGCCAAGUGUAGCUGUCGAGCAAGAAGCAAAGGCUCUGCUACAAGCUGGGUGGUGGCCUCAUGACGUUCUCAACAAUAGCACUCCGUCUCCUUGCAAUUUGUCUGGUAUUACUUGCAAUCGCUUGGGAAGCAUUACUCAUAUUUCUCUACUUCACAAUUCCAAGGUGCAAAAAAAGCUUGGCAGAUUUCUCAACAGCUCUUCGUUCCCAAAUUUAGUCCAUCUUGAUCUUGCUGAAGCUGCACUCGUUGGGAGCAUCCCGCCAGAAAUAGGUACGCUUUCAAAGCUCACCCACCUGAACCUCUCCAACAAUAAUCUUACAGGAAACUUGAGCAAUCUCGGUGUCUUAAAUUUGAGCUCCAACCAAAUCAAUGGUCGAAUGCCUUCAACACUUGGUCUUUUGUUCAACCUCACUCAAAUGGAUAUUUCUAGCAACCAAGUUGAAGGUGCGUUGCCUAGUUCGUUAACAAGCCUUGAUCAGUCAGUUUCCUUGUCUCUGUCCAGUAACGAGCUCAAUGGACCACUCCCAUCAACACUGGACCAACUAACCAGACUAAAUACUCUGUCACUUAGCUGGAAUAAAAUAAGUGGUAAAGUUCCUCCGGAAUUAGGGAACCUAUCAAAUUCUAGACCUUGAU